This is a messenger RNA of Funneliformis mosseae, 348 nucleotides long. Lineage: Eukaryota; Fungi; Glomeromycota; Glomeromycetes; Glomerales; Glomeraceae. The record is from the annotation of a GenBank genome assembly.
AUGAGUAGAGAAGAAAGAUUGUUAGCUUUUAUACAUGAAGUGUCAACUGAAGUGAUAGAAAUUGAUAGCAAUUCAUCAGAAGCAAUUCAUCAGAAAGUCAGCAAGGCUGAUUCUAAUAUCAUCUAUUGCUAUUAUGAAUUUGGCUUAACACUAACCCUUCGUCUCAAUGAAUUAAUAGGGAAAGGGCAGAAAAGGGUACAACAUACAUUAAAUAUGAAGAUUCAAAGAUAUUUACCAGCUGGUACUUCUCUAGCUAUGACAAAGAAUAAAAUUAAAAAGGUUAAAAAAAUGGUUAAAAUUUUUAGUGAUGAUUCAUCUAGAAUUCAAUUUGUUGUUCAUUUUCUGUAG